AGUGGCCGGAGCAUCUCCCGCCUCCACGCCGAGGCGAGAAGGUUCUAUCCGGGGCCUUGGCGCUUCUCUUUCCUUUCGCGCCGGUUGCCGCUGCGGAGCGCGGCCGGUCCAUGUGCGCAGUGAGUGGCGCUAUUUCUGCCUCAGUAGCACCGGUGUCCAGAGUCUGACCGACCGCGCGGCGAUGGAUCCCAACACCAUCAUCGAGGCCCUUCGGGGCACCAUGGACCCAGCCCUGCGCGAGGCCGCUGAGCGCCAGCUCAAUGAAGCACACAAGUCUCUGAAUUUCGUUUCAACACUGCUCCAGAUUACUAUGUCAGAACAACUGGAUUUACCUGUGAGACAGGCAGGUGUUAUUUAUUUGAAAAAUAUGAUAACACAAUAUUGGCCUGAUCGGGAAGCCACACCAGGGGACAUCUCCCCAUAUACUAUUCCAGAAGAAGACCGACAUUGCAUUAGAGAAAAUAUUGUAGAAGCCAUUAUCCACUCUCCUGAGCUUAUCAGGGUACAGCUUACUACGUGCAUCCAUCAUAUCAUCAAACAUGACUAUCCAAGCCGCUGGACUGCCAUUGUGGACAAGAUUGGUUUUUAUCUGCAGUCUGAUAACAGUGCUUGUUGGCUGGGAAUUCUUCUUUGCCUUUAUCAGCUUGUGAAAAAUUAUGAGUACAAGAAACCAGAAGAGCGAAGUCCAUUAGUGGCAGCCAUGCAGCACUUCUUGCCUGUUCUGAAGGAUCGCUUUAUCCAGCUGCUUUCUGAUCAAUCUGACCAGUCUGUCCUCAUCCAAAAGCAGAUAUUCAAGAUCUUCUAUGCUCUUGUUCAGUAUACACUACCCCUGGAGCUGAUAAACCAACAGAACCUGACUGAAUGGGUAGAAAUUUUGAAGACUGUAGUGAAUAGGGAUGUACCUAAUGAAACACUUCAAGUUGAAGAAGAUGAUAGACCUGAGUUACCCUGGUGGAAAUGUAAGAAGUGGGCCUUACAUAUUUUAGCACGACUUUUUGAAAGAUAUGGAAGCCCUGGGAACGUUUCUAAGGAGUAUAAUGAGUUUGCUGAAGUCUUUCUGAAGGCCUUUGCUGUUGGUGUCCAGCAGGUUUUAUUGAAAGUGUUAUAUCAGUACAAGGAGAAACAAUAUAUGGCACCUCGAGUUUUACAACAGACAUUAAAUUAUAUUAAUCAAGGAGUUUCCCAUGCGCUAACAUGGAAGAACCUGAAGCCUCAUAUACAAGGCAUUAUCCAAGAUGUUAUUUUUCCAUUGAUGUGCUAUACAGAUGCUGAUGAGGAACUCUGGCAAGAAGAUCCUUAUGAAUAUAUACGCAUGAAGUUCGAUGUGUUUGAAGAUUUCAUUUCUCCUACUACUGCUGCUCAAACACUUUUGUUUACAGCCUGUAGUAAAAGGAAAGAGGUACUGCAAAAGACUAUGGGUUUUUGUUACCAAAUUCUCACUGAACCUAAUGCUGAUCCUCGUAAGAAAGAUGGCGCCUUGCAUAUGAUUGGCUCCUUAGCUGAAAUACUUCUAAAGAAAAAGAUCUACAAAGAUCAAAUGGAAUACAUGUUGCAAAAUCAUGUAUUCCCUCUCUUCAGCAGUGAGCUAGGCUAUAUGAGAGCAAGGGCUUGCUGGGUUCUUCACUAUUUUUGUGAAGUGAAAUUCAAAAGUGAUCAAAAUCUCCAAACAGCUUUAGAGCUGACAAGAAGAUGUCUGAUUGAUGAUCGAGAAAUGCCUGUGAAAGUGGAAGCUGCCAUUGCACUACAGGUGUUGAUCAGCAAUCAAGAAAAAGCUAAAGAAUACAUCACUCCAUUUAUCCGACCUGUAAUGCAGGCUCUUCUUCAUAUUAUAAGAGAAACAGAAAACGAUGAUCUUACAAAUGUAAUUCAGAAAAUGAUCUGUGAAUAUAGUGAAGAAGUUACUCCUAUUGCUGUAGAAAUGACACAACAUCUGGCAAUGACAUUUAACCAAGUAAUCCAGACUGGGCCAGAUGAGGAAGGAAGUGAUGACAAGGCAGUUACUGCUAUGGGAAUUCUAAAUACAAUUGACACACUGCUGAGUGUGGUUGAAGAUCACAAAGAGAUAACCCAGCAGCUUGAGGGAAUCUGCUUACAAGUCAUUGGCACCGUUUUACAACAGCAUGUCUUAGAAUUCUAUGAGGAGAUCUUUUCUUUGGCACAUAGUCUGACAUGUCAGCAAGUGUCUCCACAGAUUACAGACACCCUUCUAUCUGAUACCAAGUAUCUUGAGAUGAUAUACAGUAUGUGUAAAAAGGUUCUUACUGGAGUUGCAGGAGAAGAUGCAGAAUGCCAUGCAGCAAAAUUGUUAGAGGUCAUCAUACUACAGUGCAAAGGCCGGGGCAUUGAUCAGUGUAUUCCAUUAUUCGUGGAAGCAGCUUUGGAGAGACUGACCAGAGAGGUUAAAACAAGUGAACUCCGAACAAUGUGCCUGCAGGUUGCAAUUGCAGCAUUGUAUUAUAAUCCACACCUACUGCUUAAUACCUUAGAAAAUCUUCGCUUCCCAAAUAAUGUUGAACCUGUUACAAACCAUUUUAUCACACAAUGGCUUAAUGAUGUUGACUGUUUUCUGGGGCUUCAUGACAGGAAGAUGUGUGUUCUUGGCCUGUGUGCCCUUAUUGAUAUGGAACAAAUACCACAGGUUUUAAAUCAGGUUUCAGGACAGAUUUUGCCAGCAUUUAUCCUAUUAUUUAAUGGAUUAAAAAGAGCAUAUGCCUGCCAUGCAGAACAUGAGAAUGACAGUGACGAUGAUGACGAUGCCGAGGAUGAUGAUGAAACUGAAGAACUGGGGAGUGAUGAAGAUGAUAUUGAUGAAGAUGGACAGGAAUAUUUGGAGAUCCUGGCAAAACAGGCUGGUGAAGAUGGAGAUGAUGAAGAUUGGGAAGAAGAUGAUGCUGAGGAAACUGCUCUGGAAGGCUAUUCCACAAUCAUUGAUGAUGAAGACAACCCUGUUGAUGAGUAUCAAAUCUUUAAAGCUAUAUUUCAAACUAUUCAAAAUCGUAAUCCUGUAUGGUAUCAGGCUUUGACUCAUGGUCUUAAUGAAGAGCAA
This is a messenger RNA of Mastomys coucha (southern multimammate mouse), 3046 nucleotides long. It is a transcript of the gene Ipo7, whose product is annotated as importin 7. Gene Ontology annotation, cellular component: nuclear envelope; cytosol. The transcript is spliced from 24 exons. The annotation marks the transcript as partial. Gene Ontology annotation, biological process: protein import into nucleus. Lineage: Eukaryota; Metazoa; Chordata; Mammalia; Rodentia; Muridae. The record is from RefSeq and is a predicted model, not a curated record. Gene Ontology annotation, molecular function: small GTPase binding.